This is a messenger RNA of Helobdella robusta, 2934 nucleotides long. RefSeq lists its product as hypothetical. Gene Ontology annotation, molecular function: RNA polymerase II transcription regulatory region sequence-specific DNA binding; purine-rich negative regulatory element binding; DNA-binding transcription factor activity, RNA polymerase II-specific. Gene Ontology annotation, biological process: regulation of transcription by RNA polymerase II. The transcript is spliced from 10 exons. The coding region runs from base 110 to 1171 and encodes 353 amino acids. Gene Ontology annotation, cellular component: nucleus. Lineage: Eukaryota; Metazoa; Annelida; Clitellata; Rhynchobdellida; Glossiphoniidae. The record is from RefSeq and is a predicted model, not a curated record.
UCCAUUUUUCCUAAUCAAGCGAAAUAUCUGUCGGUUUUUUGCGGUUUAAUCUUUCUCUCCUCAGCUGGCUUUCUUCUGUCCUCAAACAUAAAUUGCCUAACAGUAGAAAAUGUAUUCAUCAAGGAAUCAUAAUUUUCAUGGCGGGUAUCAAGCAGAUUAUCAUGGUAGAUUGAUAGCAUCAAAGACAUUGAAAUUAGAAACAAAAAGAUAUUACAUAGAUGUCAAAGAAACCGAUAGAUUCAUGUUUCUUAAAUUAACUGAGAUUGAGACUGGAGGUAGAAAGAGUAAAAUAACAUUGGAUCUUCAAUCAGCCGCUGAUUUUCAUUUUAUGCUUACAGAGUUCAAUGAAUUUUACACUAAUCUUGGACCACGAACGAGCAAUGCUGGCCGUCGGGACGAGAUGGCCCCUCUGAAAAGUGACUCCUUUACAUCAAAAGAUAGAAAGAUAUUUUUAGAUCUGAAAGAAAAUAAGUGGGGUAGAUUUUUAAAGGUAACAAUGACAGUAAGUCUGGGCAGGGAGAAGCACAAAUUAAUUAUCCCGGCUCAGGGCAUGACGGAGUUGAUUGAUGCGUUCACCGAGUUGUUGAGAGAGGCAGAUGCCAAAAUUAAAAAAGGAGACCUCGACAAGGAAAAGAAAAAGAAUGAUGUCGACGAGGAGGGAGAGGAUAGGAGCGCUGACGACAACAAAGAUAGCCGAUCGAAUGUCGAUCGGGACGAAAAGAGAGAUGGAGAAGAGAACGAAGAGAGAGAGGGCAAGAGAAAGCGCGAUGUUGUUAGCUCUUCUGAACAGAGUGCAGGCGGUAGUAAUGACGACAACAGAAAUGAUAAGAAGGUGAAGAAGUCUCAUCUGUCAUACGGUGAUCAAUACCUUGAGGUCAAUGUUAAUAAAAAUUCUAGAGGAACAUUCCUAAGAAUUACGGAGGUAAACGACAACAUAGAAAAAUCAGUGAGUGUUCCGCAAGAAUUCUGGAUGAACUUUUUGAAGAAAUUGAAAAAGUCCAUCAAUGACAACAAUGUCGAUGCCAUUAACAAUAACAACAACAACAUUAAUGAUAUUGACCAACAACAACAACAAGAAUAUUAUGACAAACAACAACAGCACUAUGAUCAGCAAUCUAAUACUGUCUUUGAAUCUUUAAACAGCAUAGACCUUGUGAACAUAAACGAAUGAACGAAAGACUGUCUGAAUGAAUGAAUGAAUGAUAGCUUUAUGAUUGACCAGAUGAAUGAAUAAAUGAAUGAACAGGUGGAUGAAUGAUGAGCACACGCACAAAAGAACUGACCUGAUGAAUAAAAGAGAAUGAUUAAAAAAAACGUGAUGGUGUUAAUGGUUAAGGUACCUGGCAGGCAUUGCUGAUUUAGUGACCGGGUUCGAAUGUAAAGAAAUCCCCGCCUAUCACACGGAGAAGUGUGAUAGGCUUGUAUUCAUACGCUGUGUGUUUGUUGUAAUGAUAAAAAUGGAUGCUUAAGCGUAUGGAUAAAUUGACAGUAUUUCAUUGCAUCUUUGUGUACAAACACACACACACACACACAUACAUACAUACAUACAGAUACACAUAAUAUAUAUAAUAUCUCUCUCUCAUUAUAUGUAAUACAAAUUCCUGUACAAAACUUGUUUUCAUGUACUCUCAAUGUUAAAAUCGUUCAGUAAGUACAUUAACAACAGUGAUAUUAUAUAAUACAAGUGGAUAUAUAUAUAUAUAUAUACAUGGAUAUAUAUUAUAUAUAUCCAUGGAUAUAAUACAAGUGAAUAAACUGGAUUCUUAAUUGAUGAUAAGACUGUUUCAUAAUAAUGAAGAAGAUGACGACGAGAAUGAUGAUAGCAAAUGAUAAUGAUGUUAUUAUUAUUAAUAAUGAUGAUGAUAAAUGAUAACCAACAGAACAUUAUUUGAAGUUUUUAGAAAAAAAAAUACUGGAUUGUUUAGCUAGUUGUUGAACGUGUGUGUGUGUGUGUUUGUGAUAGCUAAACAACAUUAUCAUGAUAGUGAUUCAAACGAACGUGUCUAAGAUUUAUUAUGACCAUAAUUACGUAAUUUUAUAUUCUAAAAUAAUGUUAAUAUGCUAAUUUAUAUUAAUAUUUUAAAAUAUUAAUAUGUUUCGAUUGAUAGUUCAAAUCUUAUUUCACUUUUGAAUUAAUCGCUAUGUGUAACUAUUGGUCAAAUAAUAAUUACUGUCGAUCGGCAUUUAAACGACUAGACGGACAAGCAAAUUGUGAAUUGUUACAUACGUAUUUCAAUGCAAAAUUCUAUGAAAAGGCUUGGAUAUAAUUAAUUAUAUUAUAUAAUAUAUAUUUACAAUAUUCUAUAAAUUCUACCGAAUGUUUGGCGUUAAUACGUUUGUAGUUCGUUUAUUAAACUAAAGGUUCUACAAAAAGACUUUAGUGAGAAAAAUCGAGAAAACGAACUACAAACAUAUUAACGCCGACAUUCGGUAGAAUUUAUAGAAUAUUGUAAAAAUUAUGGUCUAUUACCAAUACACACACAAAUAUAUAUAUAUAUUAAUAUAUAUAUCCAUCCAUAGAAGAAGGCACUACAAUGAACUUAAAAUGAAACGGCAACCUAUCUUAUAUCAUAUAUAUAUCAUAUAUCUAUAUAUCAUAUCUUAAUGGGUAUAAAGUCGUACCGUAUUUCACGACCUCACCACUUGUGUGUCCGUUAUUUGUCUGAUGAAAUUUUAAGUCGUUGUGUCACUAUAUUUUGUGCCUGAUUGGUUGACAUGGAGUAUGUAUGAGUGAGGUUUAGGAAAAUAUUUUCUAAUUCGGAUAGAAGAUCAUUGAAAUAUAUUUGACCGAUUGAUUGAUUGACUGAUUGGUUGAUUGAUUGAUUAAAUGAUUGAUUGAUCAGCCGUUAGACGCUAUAUUAUUGUGAUGGUAAUUCUUCAAUUUAGAUUUAUACUUUAGUCUCAUGUCGAUGAUUAGGUUGAGUUUGUGUCGCU